Anolis sagrei ordinatus is the source of this 5145-nucleotide messenger RNA. RefSeq names its product zinc finger MYND-type containing 8 (gene ZMYND8). The record is from RefSeq and is a predicted model, not a curated record. Gene Ontology annotation, cellular component: cytoplasm; nucleus. Gene Ontology annotation, molecular function: transcription corepressor activity; protein binding. Gene Ontology annotation, biological process: regulation of DNA-templated transcription. NCBI's taxonomy places the organism in Eukaryota, Metazoa, Chordata, Lepidosauria, Squamata, Anolidae.
CAAAAUAAUUGGAGAAACAGAAUCAGACCUUGCAUAUUCAAACCGAAGAGAGCAUCUAAAAUGGAAGGAUUUCCUUAGUAACCUGUGACUUCACAAAGCUCCCUGUCUUCUGCAAUUUAGUUACACAUUGGGUUGUCAGAUAUCACUGUGUCAUCUUUUACAGUUUUCCUGCUACUUAGAUGAUUGCUUCAAUAUAGUACUACUGUCUGAACAAGGACCAUAGUUAUUGAAUAAAUUGUUACCAUUUUAGCUACUGUAUAGGAAUGAGGCAAUGCAGUGCUGCCAGACGCCAUUUUAAGAAUCCUGCAUAAAUAGCAUAGCUACCGAUGAGUAAGAGACUGUUAUAGCUUAGCUGAAGAAGAAAUAAAGACAGAGCAGGAGGUAGUGGAAGGGAUGGAUAUCUCCACUCGAUCCAAAGAUCCUGGCUCUGCUGAACGUACAGCGCAAAAAAGGAAGUUUCCAAGUCCUCCACAUUCUUCCAAUGGUCACUCACCAGAAGACUCAUCAACCAGCCCUAUUAAAAAGAAAAAGAAACCUGGCUUAUUGAAUAGUAAUAAUAAAGAGCAGUCAGAACUAAGACAUGGUCCGUUUUACUAUAUGAAGCAGCCACUCACCACAGACCCUGUUGAUGUUGUACCGCAGGAUGGACGGAAUGAUUUCUAUUGCUGGGUUUGUCAUCGGGAAGGCCAAGUCCUCUGCUGUGAACUCUGCCCUCGGGUUUAUCACGCUAAAUGUCUGAAACUGACAGCGGAGCCAGAGGGGGAUUGGUUUUGCCCAGAAUGUGAGAAAAUUACUGUAGCCGAAUGCAUAGAAACACAGAGUAAAGCUAUGACAAUGCUCACUAUUGAACAGCUAUCCUACUUGCUCAAGUUUGCACUACAGAAAAUGAAACAGCCAGGGACAGAGCCAUUUCAAAAGCCAGUUUCACUGGAUCAGCAUCCAGAUUAUGCAGAAUACAUCUUUCAUCCUAUGGAUCUGUGUACAUUAGAAAAGAAUGUUAAAAAGAAGAUGUAUGGUUGCACUGAAGCUUUUUUGGCUGAUGCCAAAUGGAUUUUGCACAACUGCAUAAUUUACAAUGGGGGAAAUCACAAGUUGACACAAACAGCAAAAGUCAUAAUCAAAAUCUGUGAGCAUGAGAUGAAUGAGAUUGAAGUCUGUCCAGAAUGUUAUUUAGCUGCUUGCCAAAAAAGAGAGAAUUGGUUUUGUGAGCCUUGUAGCAAUCCACACCCGUUGGUCUGGGCUAAACUCAAAGGUUUCCCAUUCUGGCCUGCUAAAGCACUGAGGGAUAAAGAUGGUCAAGUUGAUGCUCGUUUCUUUGGUCAACAUGACAGGGCCUGGGUUCCAGUAAAUAAUUGCUACCUCAUGUCUAAAGAAAUACCUUUUUCCGUGAAAAAGACUAAAAGCAUAUUCAACAGUGCAAUGCAAGAGAUGGAGGUUUAUGUGGAGAAUAUCCGUAGAAAAUUUGGAGUUUUUAAUUAUGCACCUUUCCGGACACCAUAUACUCCCAAUAACCAAUACCAAAUGUUAUUAGAUCCUUCAAAUCCUGGUGCCGGAACUGCUAAGACUGACAAACAAGAAAAAAUAAAACUUAACUUUGAUAUGACAGCAUCACCCAAGAUUUUAAUGAGCAAAUCAAUGCUCAGUGGUGGUACUGGACGAAGGAUUUCUCUAACAGACAUGCCACGUUCCCCAAUGAGUACCAAUUCAUCUGUUCACACUGGAUCUGAUGUUGAACAGGACGCAGAGAAAAAAACAACCUCCAGUCACUUUAGCGCCAGUGAGGAGUCUAUGGACUUCAUUGAUAAGAACACAGCUUCUCCAGCAGCAACAAGAGCAGGCCAAGCUGGAAGCUUAUCUGGCAGCCCCAAACCAUUCUCUCCUUCAACACCCACUGCUACUAAGCAUGAAAGAACAUCUACUCCAGGAAGCAUUCUUAAUCUUAAUCUAGAUCGCAGCAAAGCUGAGAUGGACUUAAAAGAGUUAAGUGAAUCAGUACAGCAGCAAUCCACACCUGUGCCAUUGAUUUCACCGAAGCGGCAAAUUCGCAGCAGAUUUCAGCUUAAUCUCGAUAAGACGAUAGAGAGCUGUAAAGCACAGCUAGGGAUAAAUGAAAUAUCUGAAGAUGUGGCAGUAGAACAUAGUGAUUCAGAGGAUUCCGAAAAGUCAGAAUCCAGUGAUAGUGAAUACAUCAGUGACGAUGAGCAGAAAUCCAAGAACGAUCAGGAAGAAGAAGAUAAAGACGGUGCAAGAAAUGACAAGGAAAACUUGGCUGCGAAAAAAAAGCCAAAGCCAUCGACUCCAAAUGAAGAAAAAGAAGAAAUUAAAAGUUCAGGCUCAGUGGCUGAGAAAACAGAUACUCCUGUUAAAGACAAGGCAACUGCAGACUCUGAUAAAGAUAUUUCUGAAAAAGGGAAAAAUUUGUCCCAUCCCACAAAAGAGAGGCUAAAAGGUAAAGAUGAGACAGACUCUCCAACAGUACAUCUUGGUCUGGACUCUGAUUCAGAAAGUGAGCUUGUAAUUGACCUUGGAGAAGACCAGUGUGGACGUGAGGGACGGAAAAACAGAAAAGAACCCAAGGAAUUGCCUCCUAAGCAGGAAGCUGCUUCUAAAACGGCACCUUCCUCAGCUGUGAGCAGCCAACCUCCUGCUGAAACUCAGGUGCUUACUCGAUCGGCAUCCCAAACCCCUCCAGCUGGUGUCACGGCCACAACUAGCACUACUUCCACAGCCAGCACUCCAGCUGCAGCCACAGGGAGCCCAGUGAAAAAGCAGAGGCCGCUCCUACCAAAGGAAACUGCCCCAGCUGUCCAGCGGGUAGUCUGGAAUUCUUCAAACAAAUUUCAGACUUCUUCCCAGAAAUGGCAUAUGCAGAAAGUGCAAAGGCAGCAACAGCAGCAGCAGAAUCAGCAGCAACAGCCUCAGUCUUCCCAAGGAACAAGAUACCAGACAAGGCAGGCAGUGAAAGCUGUGCAGCAAAAGGAAAUUACUCAGAGUACUUCCACAUCUACCAUCACCUUGGUUACAAGCACCCAACCUGUUUCUAUAGUAACCAGUUCUGGAUCAGCAAGUACACUCUCAUCUUCACUUAAUACAGACUUGCCGAUAGCAACAGCUUCAGCAGAUGUGGCUGCAGAUAUUGCUAAGUAUACUAGUAAAAUGAUGGAUGCCAUAAAAGGAACAAUGACUGAAAUAUACAAUGAUCUUUCAAAAAAUACCACUGGAAGCACAAUUGCUGAGAUUCGUCGUUUGAGAAUUGAGAUAGAAAAACUUCAGUGGUUACAUCAGCAAGAACUCUCAGAAAUGAAACACAAUCUAGAACUCACAAUGGCAGAAAUGCGGCAGAGUUUAGAACAGGAAAGAGAUCGCUUAAUUGCAGAAGUGAAGAAACAGCUAGAACUGGAAAAGCAGCAGGCAGUGGAUGAAACCAAGAAGAAGCAGUGGUGUGCCAACUGCAAAAAAGAGGCCAUUUUCUAUUGCUGUUGGAACACCAGCUAUUGCGAUUACCCUUGUCAGCAAGCUCACUGGCCAGAACAUAUGAAGUCCUGCACGCAAUCAGCCACGGCAACACAGCAAGAAACAGACACUGAAAUUAGCACAGAAACAUUAAACAAAUCAUCCCAGCCUGCAUCCAGUGCACAGCCUGCACCUACAGAAACUGCCAGUACUCCAAAAGAAAAAGAGGCAACUGUUGAAAAGAGCAAGGAAAGUGUUACGACUAUUCCUGUAGUAGUAAGCCCUACAGCUGGAACUGUGGCCAUGAGAACAGGAGUUCAAUAUGUUCAAACAACGAUGCCUGUCCAAGUGCGGAGAGUCUAACUGCUCAUGCUAAUGAACGAAUUACGGCAGCUGUUGGAAUAGAUAAUAACCUCUGUAAUAGAAAUGUGAAGAAAAAAUACCCACAGUUGAUUGAAUUAACCUCAAAGGUUCUGACUUUUAGCUUUGUACAUGUAUACAAAGCAUUUAACUACACUACAUUAAUGUAAAGCAUUAGUGGCUGGCUUUAAAAAGCUCAAGGACUGGUAAAAUGUACGGUAAAUCUAUGCUUCUGUUGUAAAUGAUGUACAAUUUGUGGAUGAUGUUAGAGUGCCAUCUCCUUUUUAUAUUUGUAUGGACUUCAGCGUAAAAGAAGUGUUGGAAGUUGGUGAAGGAAAGGUUAAAUCUGACUUGCCGCAAAUAUCACCCUGGUCUUCUGGGAACUGCAGUUGCACACAUUAAUCAUUCUUCCUCUCUGGGAUUUACGGAAGAGAAGACUGGACCAUUUGUCUUUCCUUUGGAAAUGGAAAUAAUGCCUGCACGUCUGUUUGUGCAACUGAACCUUGGUCGUUUUAAAUUUGUCAACUUAAACAUUUCCCAUCUUUGGACCUCAAGUACAUUAAAGGGCAUAUUUUGUGCUGCAUAUUUAAAAUGAGAGAGAUUGUUUACAAAAAAAAGUUUAAAUUUCAUUCAUGCUAAGAGCAGGGGAAGUAGAGUGCUUUAAUAUAGAUGGAAUAUACUGAUCAAUAAUUCCAGAGAUAAUAAAAGUGGGUAUUAGGAACCAUUCUUCCUACUGGAUUGUUUCAGUUUUGACAAGUACAUAUGUGUCCAAAGGAUGUUGAAAUGAUUUUAAAGGGAACAGGUGCCAGAGAUGGAGAGGACUCUAUUACCUGGAAAACAUGGGCAAGAGGCAUUGCUGCUGGGCUAGAGCAUGUAUUAUGGAAUUUUUAUGUUUCUAUGUAAGCAUGAAAACAGUACAGUAUGAGAGAGAAAGUAACCCAUGAAAACACUGUCUGUUACACUUAUACUGUAGUACGAUUUUGUAUGUUGUGUAAACAAAAGCAUUGAACAAAGCAAGGUGAUGUAUGUAUAUGAGAAAAUAAUUGUAUGAUAUCAUUCCAGUACAUUUUGUUGUACAUUUUAGUCAUAUUGAUUUCUGCCAUUGUUUAUAAAGGAUGCAGUUUGUACAGUCUCCAGCUAGUACACACCUUAGUGGAAAGGAAGAAAAACUAGAAGGAAGAAAAAUCAAGAGCAGACUAUUUGUGAAUUGCAGUUGUGUCAAAGAUAGCCUAGCUGGCCUUAUUUGUGAAGCAUAAUUGCUUUUAGCAUAUGGAAGUAUUUUUUCACAUUUUCUUUGUAUAAAAUUUGUAUUAAACUAAAUAUCUUUUUUGA